Molecule: messenger RNA, 423 nt
Organism: Lentinula edodes (shiitake mushroom)
Lineage: Eukaryota; Fungi; Basidiomycota; Agaricomycetes; Agaricales; Omphalotaceae
Exons: 5
Coding region: 1-423 (140 amino acids)
Biological process (GO): actin filament debranching; negative regulation of Arp2/3 complex-mediated actin nucleation
Cellular component (GO): actin cortical patch
Molecular function (GO): actin binding; Arp2/3 complex binding
Source: RefSeq, a predicted model, not a curated record
AUGUCUCACACAGUAGACAUCCCUCAAUCCAUCAAGGACUCGCUCAGAAAGUUCAGAUUUGCUCGCAGAAAUGAAGGAAGUGCUGCGAUCGUUAUCAAGAUAAACAAGCAGAAGCUGAUUAUGGAGGAGGUUGAACAGUUCGAUAACAUCAGUAUCGAGGAAUUGGCAGAAGAACUUCCAGAGAACAGUCCUCGAUAUGUGAUACUUAGCCAUGCACUUGUCCAUUCCGAUGGAAGAACUUCAUUUCCACUUGUUCUAAUCAACUGGGCUCCAACGUCUAGCGAGAUUGGACUCCUCACACUGCAUGCCAGUGCGCUGCUUGACUUUCAGACAACUGCGGAUGUUAGCAAGGUCAUAGAGAUUCGUGAAGGACCAGAAGCGCUCACGAGCGAUGUCGUCGAUGCGAAACUACUUGGGAAGUAA